GUCAAACAACACGUGCGUUGGCUCCGGGUUGUGGUGGAUAGCUCGCUGUUUACAUAUUUUCCAUAAUUAAGAAUAUAAUUGAACAACGGGGGAUACUCUUUCGAUAUGGGGGGUCUUCAAAAGAAAAAGUUUGACAGGGGCGCUGCCAGCAACUACAUAACUAGGAACAAAGCUCGCAAGAAGCUGCAACUGAGUCUGGCAGACUUCAGACGCCUGUGCAUUCUCAAAGGCAUCUACCCCCAUGAGCCCAAACACAAGAAGAAGGUGAACAAGGGAUCCACAGCCCCAAGGACAUUUUAUCUGUUGAAGGACAUUCGCUUCCUGCUGCAUGAACCAAUUGUUGGAAAAUUCAGAGAGUACAAGGUAUUUGUACGCAAACUAAGAAAGGCAUAUGGAAAAUCAGAAUGGACGGGAGUGGAGAGACUUAGAGAGAACAAGCCAGUCUAUAAGCUGGACAAUAUCAUCAAAGAGAGGUACCCCACCUUCAUUGAUGCCCUCCGUGAUAUGGACGACGCUCUUUCGAUGUGCUUUCUCUUUUCCACCUUUGCCCGAACAGGAAAAUGUCAUGUCCAGACCAUCCAGCUUUGCAGGCGUCUUACUGUAGAGUGGAUGAACUAUGUAAUCACAUCUCGUGCACUCAGAAAGGUUUUCCUCUCAAUCAAAGGGAUGUACUAUCAAGCUGAAGUCCUUGGACAACUCGUUACAUGGAUGGUGCCCUACCAGUUUGCCCAUGAUCACCCAACAGAUGUGGACUACAGAGUAAUGUCAACGUUCACUGAGUUGUACACCACGCUACUGGGGUUCAUCAACUUUCGUCUUUACCAUUCCCUCAACCUUAUCUACCCACCAAAGCUGGUCUGUGAAGGAGAGUCAGAGUUGAAGGCAGAGAACGAAGACGACUAUGCUAUGGACUCUGAAAGCUACCUAGAGAAACUGUCAGCCCUGAGUUCCAGUCUGGCACGGGUGGUUUCUACGGCGGAGGAGGAGGAGGCUGAAAUGGACCACUUCCCUGCUGAAGGGGAGGAUAUGGAGAAGAUGGAGGCUAGAGAGAAGGAGCAAAAAGAACAGGAGGCUCAGAAAAGACUCUUUGAAGGACUUAAGUUCUUCCUCAACAGAGAAGUGCCCAGAGAGUCUCUUGCUUUUGUCCUCAGAUGUUUUGGUGGUGAGGUGUCCUGGGACAAGUCUCUUUGCAUCGGUGCUACAUACGACAUGACAGAUGAGACCAUCACCCAUCAGAUUGUUGACAGACCCAACGUGGACAAGCAGUAUAUCAACAGGUACUAUAUCCAGCCCCAGUGGGUGUAUGACUCCAUCAAUGCCAAAGUGCUCCUCCCUGUGGAGGACUACUUCAUUGGAGUGUCUCUGCCUCCCCACCUGUCUCCCUUCGUGGAGGAAAAGGAUGGAGACUAUGUGCCCCCUGAGAAGCUCAAGAUCAUGGCCUUGCAACGGGGAGAAAAAGCUGAUGAAGAUGAGGAGGGUGACGAAGAGGAAGAAGAAGAUGAGGAAGAAAUUGAAGAGGAUGAGGAGGAAGUAGAAGAAGAGAUGAAUUUGAAGAAGAUGGAAGAGCAGCGAUCCCAGGGCAAGUCUCUACCAGUGAAAGUGACUCCCGGAAAAGUGAAGGUAGAAAACCGUUCACGCUUGGAGCAGGAGGAGAAAGCAGAGGAGAAACGGCUUGCCAUCAUGAUGAUGAAGAAAAGGGAGAAGUACCUUUAUGACAAGAUAAUGUUUGGAAAGAAGAGAAAAAUCCGAGAGGCAAACAAGCUUUCUGCCAAGAGAAAGGCCCAUGAUGAUGCCAAAAAGGCAGAGAAGAAAAAGGCCAAAAAAUAAUGGUCAUCUUGUAUUUUUCACAGACUGACUUUUUGUAUGCUAACCAAUGACGCUGCAUGUAUUACUGAUUAAUGCAUCGUGAAACAAGUGAAACAUUUUGGCUCAUCUAUGUUUUCAGGCCUCAAAGCAGGAUGAAACGUAAAUAAGUGUCAUUAAUAUGCCUAUGUAUGUAAUGUUAGAUGAUCUGGUCUGUGUAAACUGUGUUCAGUAGUAUACAAGGAAGUUUCCUUCUCUUCAUUUUAAAUCUUGUAUAAUAAAAAUGGUUCUCUCUUCUACAGUAAAACCUCUUUAAAACAA
Messenger RNA from Lampris incognitus (smalleye Pacific opah), 2124 nucleotides. It is a transcript of the gene pes1, whose product is annotated as pescadillo. Gene Ontology annotation, cellular component: PeBoW complex; nucleolus. Gene Ontology annotation, molecular function: RNA binding. Gene Ontology annotation, biological process: maturation of LSU-rRNA from tricistronic rRNA transcript (SSU-rRNA, 5.8S rRNA, LSU-rRNA); ribosome biogenesis. Lineage: Eukaryota; Metazoa; Chordata; Actinopteri; Lampriformes; Lampridae. The transcript has 15 exons. The coding region runs from base 106 to 1827 and encodes 573 amino acids. The record is from RefSeq and is a predicted model, not a curated record.